Molecule: messenger RNA, 3675 nt
Organism: Plenodomus lingam JN3
Lineage: Eukaryota; Fungi; Ascomycota; Dothideomycetes; Pleosporales; Leptosphaeriaceae
Biological process (GO): transcription-coupled nucleotide-excision repair
Cellular component (GO): nucleus
Molecular function (GO): ATP-dependent chromatin remodeler activity; ATP binding
Source: RefSeq, a predicted model, not a curated record
AUGUCUCCACUGUCCGAAGACACCGUCACAUCGAUCGCGCCGCCUGCGAUAAAUGUCAUCGACGCUGAAGCCUCGAGUGAAGCAAAGCCGACCGACACUAUACUAGAGGAUGGUUCUGGGGAGGAGUUGCCACUAGAUGCAGAUGAAGAGACACGUCUUAAGUUCUUGACAACUGGCACUCGAGCGCAAGAUGACCUGGAGCGCGAUAUCGGUCGCCAGGCGGACCAGCUGCUCACCGAGCAGGCUGACGCGCGAGACAAGAAGCGCAUAGAAAAGGCAGAGGCAGAGGCAAAGCGGGCGGAAGCGGCAAUCCAGAAAUUGCGAAAUCGGCUAGCUUUGCCCAUGUUAUCAGCACAGAAGUCAAAGGUCAGAGGCGAGAUUGAGGCUUAUCGCCUGAAGAUUGAAGAACUGGACUUGGAAAUGGAUGCAAUACAGAAGCGCAUAAACGACCGACACAAAGCUCCUGGAGAAAUUGAUGCGGCCGAAAAUGGUGCCAACGGACCACUUCCAAAUGAAAGCCGUCGCGAAUUCCUCAUACGAACAGGCAAAAUCACGCCAUUUUCCAAGUUGGCACAGAGUCAGCCUGGCUCAGGAACACUGGGCGAGGUGAUGCUGGACGCUGAAGUGGAGGAUAUGGUUGAUGAGGCUGAGAAAGGCCCCAAGUCCCACCGCAAUCUGAUGAAGCCCGGCUUCCAAGACUUCGAGUCUAGUCCAGAGAUCGCGAGCCCACAAGAACCCAGUCGUCCAAGUAAAAGACGGAAGAUGACGUCUAGUAAUGAUGUGAUGGGGUCCCGUGAAUCAAGUCCUGCGGAAGAGGCUGAUGGCGACUCCGAUGAUGCCUUUGAUUCUGGCUUGACUGAUAAGCAGCUUGCAACACUGGAUGACUCUGAUGCAAUAUCGGACAACGUAACUCAAGAUGACUCCUAUACAGAAGAGAGCACGGGACGGAAACGCAAAAGCCGUGGCAAAAAAGCGAAAGCUGCACCCGCUCAAGAAGCUGCUGUUGUAGAGGAUAUGGCUGGAGUAGAUGAUGGCAAUGAACGAUUAUUUCGCAGCCGUGUAGAAAAGUGGGCGAAGAAUCGUGCCGCUGCGAGAAACAAAGCCAAAGCGAAGAACAGUGAUAGUACUGCAGGAAAUGAUGCAGAUGGUGAGGAAGAUGAAGAACAAUAUCUACCUCAUCCUACAGAGGCGGACACUGUAUUCGAUGGCGGUUUCCGGAUACCUGGUGACAUCUAUCCGGCCCUCUUUGACUAUCAGAAGACAGGCGUGCAAUGGCUUUGGGAGCUCUACUCGCAGAACGUGGGCGGUAUCAUCGGUGACGAGAUGGGGCUUGGCAAGACCAUACAGGCUAUCUCGUUCGUUGCCGGACUGCACUACUCGAAGCUACUUACCAAACCUGUUAUCGUCGUGUGUCCAGCAACGGUCAUGAAGCAGUGGGUAAACGAAUUCCAUCGUUGGUGGCCAGCCUUGCGUGUCUCAAUCCUACACACGUCCGGAAGUGGCAUGCUGGAUACGCAACGAGAGGAUCGUAUGGAACGAGAGUUAGAGCUUCGAAGCUACGGUGAUUACGAUACGACCCUUACUGGCGCUGGUAAAGCAGCGAAGAAAAUUCUGGAAAAAGUGAAACGUGAUGGCCAUGUCCUCGUGACGACUUACUCUGGUCUUCAAACCUAUUCGGAGUUCUUAAUACCUACCGAGUGGGAAUGCGCCAUCUUGGACGAAGGUCACAAGAUUCGGAAUCCCAACACAGCUAUCACGAUCCACUGCAAAGAAUUGCGGACACCAAAUCGCAUCAUCUUGUCAGGCACGCCCAUGCAGAAUAACUUGACUGAACUCUGGUCGCUAUUUGACUUUGUCUUUCCAAUGCGCCUCGGUACCCUGGUGAACUUUCGCAAUCAAUUUGAAUUUCCAAUCAAGCGCGGCGGCUACGCCAAUGCUUCAAAUCUAGAGUUUGAGACAGCUGUACGGUGUGCAGAGACUCUCAAGGAUGCAGUCAGUCCAUAUCUGCUUCAGCGAUUCAAAGUCGACGUCGCAACCGAUCUACCUCAGAAGAAGGAGCAAGUACUUUUCUGUAAGCUUACUCGUCAACAACGGGCCGCUUAUGAAGGCUUUCUUGCGUCGAACGACAUGAAGUCCAUUACAGAUGGCAAGCGAAACAUGCUGUUUGGUGUGGACUACUUGCGGAAGGUGUGCAAUCAUCCAGAUCUCACGGAGCAUAAAAUACUGUCUAAGAAGCCGGGCUACGACUACGGUGCUCCCAACCGAUCAGGAAAGAUGCAGGUAGUCAAGGAAUUGCUGUCCCUCUGGAAGAAGGGUGGACAUAAGACACUCUUAUUCGCACAACAUCGCAUCAUGCUUGACAUACUGCAAAAGUUUGUCAGUCAUCUGCCAGGCAUAAACUGGCGUCGCAUGGACGGAGAAACACCGAUCAAGGAGCGACAAAACCUCGUGGAUGAAUUCAACAACAACCCAGAUUUGGACGUCUUUCUACUGACCACGAAAGUGGGAGGCUUAGGCGUCAAUCUCACGGGCGCUAAUCGUGUCAUCAUCUACGACCCCGACUGGAACCCAUCGACCGAUAUACAGGCACGAGAGCGCUCAUGGCGUCUCGGACAGAAGCGAGAGGUUGAGAUAUACCGGCUUAUGUCUGCAGGUACCAUCGAGGAGAAGAUCUAUCAUCGCCAGAUCUUCAAGCAGUUCCUCACAAACAAGGUGUUGAAAGACCCGAAGCAGCGACAAACGUUCCAGAUGAGCGAUUUGCAUGACCUGUUCACCUUGGGUGAGAACACUGAGGGUGAGACGGAGACUGGCACCCUGUUUCGUGGAUCUGAAGUCAAAUUUGAAGAAGAUGGCAAGACUGCAUCGAAUGAAACUACUGGAGCCUCGGACCUCGCUGCCGUCACAGGAAUAUCACGGACUGAAGCAUUUCAAGAGCCCGUGGCCGAGAACGAAGAAACUGCUGCCAACAAAGAGGACGGUGCUGCGGGUGACAAAGACGCGCCCACAGACUCUCGCCUGAUGUCUACAAUAUUCGCAAAGACUGGUGUCCAUUCCGUCCUCGCGCACGAUGCAAUUGUCAAUUCAACUGCCGGUGGCCGUAAGCGCAAAGUACAAGCCGACCCAGCGUUCAUCCAACGAGAGGCAAAGCGUCAGGCUGCACUUGCAGCUGAGGAGCUGAAGAAGAGCAUGGAGCAAGCACGACAAGUGCCUGCUGGCGUACCCACAUGGACAGGCCAGUACGGAGAGGCAGGCCGCCCAGACUCAUCCCGACCUUCCACACGAGGAGGCCGAGGAGGAGGAAGAGGUGGUGGCCGGGGCGGAGCCCCCUCCUCAACUUCCAUCCUUUCCAAUCUUGCAGCACGACAAGGCCGUCCCUUGCCCGGCCUGAACCCGCCAAGCAACGCGUCUACAUCCUCGGCAAUGACUCCCCAGUCGUUUCGAGGAAAGCGCAUGCUCGAGAUGAUUCGCGACUUCAUGAUGACGCACGGAGGCGUGGUACCGAGUCGCAUGUUGGUCGAUCACUUCGAUCACUACUGUCGUGCUCAGCCAGGGCGCAACGAAGAGUUCAAGGAAAUGCUGAAGCUUAUUGCGACGUUGGAGAAGAGUGGGAGUGCGCAGAGGGGCCGAUGGGUGUUGAAGGAUGAGUGGCGAACCACCGGGGCUGGGAGAGCUUGA